GCGUGCUUUCACCGAAUCCUCCUGCGUGGAUUUUUCUGGACUUUCUUCAUGAUUCCAGUGGAAUAAUCGGGAUUUAAUCGCAGCAGAGAGCGGAGAGAGAGCGUUUUUAAUCGUUUCUAAUUGUUUUUAAUAGUUUUUAAUCGUUUUUAAUCGUUUUUAAUGAGAGUGCAGACAGCUCUACUGUUAUGCCACACACUUUGAGAUCCUACGACUCAGCUCAUCUCUGGUUUCUCAAUGACAAGACUUCCAAAAUUCACAUUUAUGCUACAUGGACCAAAGUACGAAAACGACGGGGCGAAGUGAGCCACCUGUUCGAGAACAAUCCUAAAUGUGUGAGUGUGAGGAAGAGGAGGAGGGCCAAAGCUGUGGGCCACGUGGAGAAAUGUAUGAGCUCCAUGCAGAUGGGGACCCAGAUGGUGAAGCUCCGCGGCGGCUCCAAGGGACUGGUGCGCUUCUUCUUCCUGGAUGAACACAAGUCGUGCAUCCGCUGGAGGCCGUCGCGCAAGAAUGAGAAGGCCAAGAUCUCCAUCGACUCGAUCCGUGAAGUCUGCGAGGGGAAGCAGUCAGAGAUCUUCCAGCGAUAUGCCGAGGGCAGCUUCGACCCAAACUGCUGCUUCAGCCUGUACUACGGGGAGCACAUGGAGUCCCUGGACCUGGUCUCUGGGACUGGAGAGGAAGCUCGCACCUGGAUCACCGGCCUCAAAUACCUGAUGGCCGGAAUCAGUGACGAGGACAGCCUGGCCAAGAGACAGAGGACUCGAGAUCAAUGGCUGAAGCAGACCUUCACAGAGGCUGAUAAGAACGGAGACGGCAGUUUGAGCAUCAGCGAGGUCCUGCAGCUGCUCCACAAACUCAACGUCAACCUGCCAAGACAGAAAGUCAAGCAGAUGUUCAAGGAGGCCGACACUGACGACAACCAGGGCACGCUGGGCUUCGAGGAGUUCUGCUCCUUCUACAAGAUGAUGUCAACCCGCAGAGACCUGUACCUCCUCAUGCUCACCUACAGCAACCACAAAGACCACCUGAACACUGACGACCUGGCCCGCUUCAUGGAGACGGAGCAGAAGAUGACCAAGGUGUCCAAGGAGCAUUGUCUGGAGAUUAUCAACAAAUUUGAGCCGUGCUCUGAAAACCAGAAGCAAGGAGUUCUGGGAAUAGAUGGUUUUACGAAUUACAUGCGCAGCCCUGCUGGCGACAUUUUCAACCCCGACCACUACAACGUGAGCCAGGACAUGAACCAGCCGCUGUGCAACUACUUCAUCGCCUCGUCACACAACACCUACCUGAUGGGAGACCAGCUGAUGUCUCAGUCCAGGGUGGACAUGUACGCCUGGGUGCUGCAGGCCGGCUGCCGCUGUGUGGAAGUGGACUGUUGGGACGGCCAGGACGGAGAACCUAUCGUCCACCACGGCUACACCCUCACCUCAAAGAUCCUCUUCAAAGACGUGAUCGAGACCAUUAACAAGUACGCCUUCAUCAAGAACGAUUACCCCGUCAUCUUGUCCAUCGAGAACCACUGCAGUGUCCCUCAGCAGAAGAAGAUGGCCCAGUACCUGGUCGAGAUCCUUGGUGACAAACUGGACCUGGCUAAUGUCAGAGCUGACGAGUCCGGACGGCUGCCGUCACCAGAAAUACUCAAAGGCAAAAUCCUUGUCAAGGGGAAGAAACUUCCUCCAAACAUCGAUGAGAACGCAGAGGAGGGAGACGUGUCUGACGAAGACAGCGCUGAUGAGAUGGAGGACGACUGCAAGCUGAUGAACGGAGACACGUCAGCCAACAGGAAGCAGGUGGAGAACAUGGCCAAGAAGAAGCUGGACAACCUGAUGAAGGAGUCAAAGAUCCGAGACAGAGAAGACCCCGACAGCUUCACCAUCGCAGCCCUGCCUCCAGCUGGGAAGGCAACAGACAAAACCAGCACCAAGGGUAAGAGUGAGGACGGGACGGACACCGCAGACGAGUCAAAUCCAAGCAGCAACAAGCGUACAGGACGCUCCUUCAUGGGGAGCUUCUCCAAACGCAAGAAAAAGACGACCAAGCUGAAAAAGACGUCGAGCUUUGAGGACACGGAUACCGACCAAGAGAGCACGAGUAGUGCCUCCAAAGCUCCUCUACACCACAGCAAAAAGAAGAAGACCAUGAAGCUGUCGAGAGCUCUGUCUGAUCUGGUCAAAUAUACGCGCUCUGUGGGGCUGUACGACAUCGAGGCACAAGCCAACUGCAGCUGGCAGGUGUCGUCUCUCAGUGAGACCAAAGCUCAUCAGCUGAUGCAGCAGAAAGCCACUGCAUUCAUCCAGUUCAACCAGAGACAGCUCUCCCGCAUCUACCCUUCCUCCUACCGCAUCGACUCCUCCAAUUUCAACCCUCAGCCCUUCUGGAGCGCCGGCUGCCAGCUCGUCGCGCUCAACUACCAGUCUGAGGGCCGCGUCCUGCAGCUCAACAGAGCCAAAUUCUACAGCAACGGCAAUUGUGGCUACAUCCUUAAACCUGCCUGCAUGUGUGAAGGUGCCUUUAACCCGAACUUGGAGGACCCUCUGCCGGGUCAGAUGAAGAAGCAGCUGGUGUUAAAGAUCAUCAGCGGACAGCAGCUGCCCAAACCCAAAGACUCCAUGCUGGGAGACCGAGGAGAGAUCAUUGAUCCCUUCGUGGAGGUGGAGGUCAUCGGGCUUCCCGUGGACUGCUGCAAGGAGCAGACCAGAGUGGUGGAUGACAACGGCUUCAACCCGAUGUGGGAGGAGACUCUGGUUUUCACGGUCCACAUGCCCGAGCUCGCCCUGGUGCGUUUCCUUGUGUGGGAUCAUGACCCCAUCGGCCAGGACUUCAUCGGCCAGCGCACCAUCGCCUUCAACAGCAUGAUGCCAGGUUAUCGCCAUGUUUAUCUGGAAGGUAUGGAGGAGGCUUCAAUCUUUGUUCAUGUAGCUGUGAAUGACAUCACUGGUAAGGCCAGAGCAGCCAGCGGCAUAAAAGGGCUGUUUCACAGAAACCCAAAGCAGGCUUCCCUGGACAGCCAUGCUGUUGCACAGCACAGCCGUAAGCACCCGUUUGGUGCCCACCUUCUGCGCCGCACUGCCAGUGCACCCACCAAAGGCCAGCCCAAAAUCAAGAAGGGCUUCCCAGAGAUCGACACCAAAGACUACAGCUCAGAGGGCGCCAGUGAGGAGCGAGAGUCCGAGGACCGGGACAAGGCCUCUGCUGCCGCCUCUCACCAGCCCACAACACCACAACACCGCAACGGGGAAUCACUGGCAUCCCAUCAAGCCAAGGGCCCCUGGGACCGUCCUGACACCAAUGGGGCUUUUCAUCCUGAGGAGGGAAAAGACUGUUCCUCAGUGCAGAGACCAGCUCUCCCUCCUCCAUUUCUUGCACUAAACUCUGAAGAGGCCAGGAACCCACGACUCAUCCGCUCCGUCUCCACUCCAGAAGAAAGCCUAUCCUCCCAUCACUCCUCGUCUCCAUCACUGUCUUCAGCAUCCACAGCAAUAAAAGAAACCCCCACACUGACCGCUGCUUUCAGCGGGACAGUGGACAGCCCUAUCAAGGUGAUCAGUGAGCUUAAGGAACAUCCCAUCCUUCCCAGAUCCUUAUCCUCCCCUCCAAAGAACGCUGCUGAGAAAACUGUACCUUCACCGUGCAAUCAAGAAGCCCAGACCAACAGAAGCACUCCUACACUCACAGAGCAUGCCCCAGAUCAGAGCAAGAACCAAGAAACUCUCACAGAGAAGAAAGAAGAGUUAAAGUCCACCGGCAGAACAGAUCGUCCUGGUGCAGGAGAGCCUGCCAUAGCUCCGGCUGCAAAGACAACCCCAGCCAGGAGAGCACUUUUCAGCAAUCUGCCCUCACACGCACCAGUAAGAAGGGCAAAGAGCCAGGGUCAUGUUCGGGUCGCUGUAGCCGAUCAGGUGCAGUCAGCUGUACCAGAGGUCUGCACAGACGCCACCAUGAAUGACCGCCUGUGGAGCAAGCUAGAGCCAGGCAGCCACCGAGACAGCAUGUCGUCCUCCUCCAGCAUCUCAUCCAGUGACACAGUCAUUGACCUGUCACUGCCUAACCUCGCCAGGAAGAGCCUCACCAGCCUGCCCGCCUCCAACAACACCCGCGACCCCCAGUGGGCUAACUGUCGCCACUCAGCGCUGGUCUCCUACGACACCCUGCGAGUCAGCAAGAGCAAAUCAAACCCUAACCUUCAACAUAGUGAGAGUGACACAGAUGAGCUCAAGCCACGCCCCCUACGGGAAGCUCCUCUGGACUCACCCGGCGGACUGACUCAGAGGAGGCACACCUGGAGCCGGCUCUACAUGGAGGGGCUGAAGCAGUCUUCAUCCAGCAGGCCGCCCACUGCAGCAGCAGCCUCCAUGUCCAAGAGCCUCGGUGAUCUGACCUCUGACGACAUCUCCUGUAACUUUGACAGCAAGUACCGCAGCAUCAGCCGCAGCUUCAUAGUCCGGCCCAGCAGGGAUCAGCUCCGCAGAGGCAGCCCCCACAGACCUCGGGCUCCCAGCGACCUCACAGAACAACUACGGAGGCUGACUGACGUGGAGCCGCUGACCGCCAGCGACUUCACUAAAACCAAAGCUGCAGAGUCACAGGAGGAGCCAGAGGAGGAGACCCUGGUGAGGAGGACCUCCUCCAGGAGUCAAAGCCGAGUUCGCUACAUCGCUAACAGGGCAAAGAAGGCCCAGGAGAGGCAGAGGCUCCAGGGCCUGGUCCAGGGACGGAGUGCUAGCUUUAGCCUCUCUGGUAGCAUUGGCGGUGGGAGUCCCAUCGAGGAGCGGGGGAAUCCUGAAGGAGCGUGUUGCGUGGCCCGGAGCCCCUGCAGCAGCCAGGACCUGCUGAGUCAGCUCGCUCCCCUCGGCACCCCCUCCCCGAGACAGUCCCAUUCCUCCCCAGACCCUGAAAACAGUGAAGUCUUUUUCAUGCUCAAACUCUAAGAACUGGCUGACUUGGAACUGAGCGUGAGAGACACAGCAAGAAACUUGUUUGGAAUACAGUCCCACUUCUUUUUUCCAAGUAGAAAUCUUUUCUAGAAAGUGUUGCAUAUCUUGUGGAAUAUCUCACAAAAAAAAAAUGGUUCUCAAAGCAGAUUGUUGGGAUGCUUCAGAGAAACUCUUCCACUGAAUCAGUCCUCCAUCAACAGUCCAUCCAUUCUUUGACCUGUGCACUCAGAAAUGGUUUUGUCUUUGUCUUGGACCGACUGAGGCAUUCUUCUCAAAGCAGCCUCUUCAGCUGUCGUCUGUUUGCACCAAAUGUUCGAUUAAUGACCAUAUUCCCAUGGCAGCCGAGACCCUGUGACGUCCCACUCAGUGUGGGAAACCCUCAUUAUCACAUUUAUAUUCCAGGUUGUUUGUCAUACAGACAGCAAGAUUCUGACAACUGUCUUUAUUUGACUGAUUCCUGACUGACAAGAGACGACAAAGACAACAGAGACUGAAAAUCCAGAAAGAGAUCUGACCACAUUUCUUGUCAAGUAAAGAAAACACCAGAGCCUAGGAUAAUUUAAACUAAAGAUGAAACUUUAAUAGUGCAGGGUUGUUGUAAAUUUCCAUUUUUUUCUCUCUGCUUCAUCUUUGAUGCAGCUUUGUGCCCGUUUUUCCAUCAAGGGAUGGUCUGACAAAUUUUCCUGUAUCCAAGAAAUAGGGAUGCAUGAUACUGGAAUUGUCCUGAUAUCCUAAAUGCAGAUAUUUACAGAUAAAUUUAAGCCAUCUCUGAUAUGUAAAUAUGUAGUUCAGUCUUGAAAACACACCUCAAAGUUCAAGGUAGAAAAAUAAAGUGAACUUAUACCUACACAAAUCUGAUAACUGCAGGUUUAUUGAUCAUAUAUGUCGGCAGAAAUGUCCACAUUGACUAUUUGAUCUAGUAUCUGCCAGUACCAAUAUUAUAAUAGGGAAGCAGUAUCAUAAUACAGAUAGUAGGGGUCGACUGAUUGCUGGCCCCGCUGGUUAUUGAUCAUUUGGCUGAUUAUUGGCAUCAGCAUUUUAUUUUACCCAUAAUUGUUAAAGUUAAUUAACCAAAAAGUGUGCUACUUGAGCUCCACUGGAGGUGUGUCUUCCUUUUGGUGUCAUUUUUAUUCUCCACUGUCUUACAGUAUGUCCUGCAUAUAUUACCGUCUGAUUGGCUAAAUGUCACAUGAGUUCUAGCCAAUCAACACUUGAGCCUGAGUGCCACUGACACAGGAAGCGUAUAGAAUCACUUCCUGUUUUCCAGCUUCUACUGUGUUGCUUUUCUUAUGCUAAUAGAGCUCACGCAAAGUUUUUCAAUUAUUUUAAGAUCAUGCAAUUUUAUUUUUGCCAUUAAGUACAUUUUGUACAUCAUAAUAAAUAAAUAGGGGUUCCUAAUAUCGGUUAUCAGUAUCAGCCCUGAAAAAACUGAUAAUGCUUGACCCCUUAUAUAGUGCAUCCCUACCAGGAAGGAUAAAAAAUUUAAACUGCAUUAAAGCUAAUACCCCUAAUGUUGAGGUUAAGACUACUGCUCUGCACCCCCUGCUGUAAACAUCAUAUUUUUAGCAAGCUAAUUUGUGGCUACAAUAGAUAAGUGCAUCAAAAAGAGCUUCUUUAAUGAUCAGCUGACAUUCCUGAUUUUAGAAGAAUGAGAAAUCAAAGUUAUAUGACCAUAGAGCAGAAAAGCUAAUGCUGUAAAUAAACAUACUUCCAGUGAGUUUUAUUUCAGGCUUAAACAAAUAUGUUCAAAUAAACACUAAAAACUUUUGUCAUAGCUGUGAUUAUCCACCAUAAAAGGAAUGUAGGGCGUGGCUAAAUGCUUAUUAGCUGCACUCUGAUGGUAGUUCAUGGGUUAUCACACGUUUGAAUUUGGAAUAUGUUCCGAUCCCUCUUUUAAGAUAUGAUAUGUAGAAAUUCUGCAGUGAAAUAUCAAUAUUUAACAUUCUUAUGUUUAAGUCAUUUAAGUUGAGGUUUAACAGUAUAUCUAAUAUUUCCUAAAGAUUUCAAAGACUAAAAAAUACUUAAUAUAAUUAAAAGGGGACGCGUCUUAUCAGGGAGGUUGCCAUAGGCUGCAAGUUUGAUGCAAUGAGGACUGUAUUGGAUAAUAACAUCAUUUCAUAAGGUGUAUUCUCUAAAAAAGAAAACUGUUUUCAUUCAUAAAUUUCUUUUAAUUAAGGAUAAAUGCAUUAAAAACAUCACUUCCACGUUCGUGCUGGAAGUGGUCCCAGGAUGCACGUACACUCAGGUGUUGGUUCCAGUGCUCAUGUGCAUUCUUGAACUGCUUCCAGCACGAACAUGGAAGUGCCUUUUAUAGUGCAUUUCUCUCAAAUUACAAGGAAUUUAUUAUUGGAAAUAAAAUGUUUGUUUUCUGUUGUCAAAUGUCACAUGAGUUCUAGCCGAUCAACA
Cheilinus undulatus (humphead wrasse) is the source of this 7337-nucleotide messenger RNA. It is a transcript of the gene plch2a, whose product is annotated as phospholipase C, eta 2a. Bases 186 to 4925 code for a protein of 1579 amino acids. Gene Ontology annotation, molecular function: phosphatidylinositol-4,5-bisphosphate phospholipase C activity; calcium ion binding. Gene Ontology annotation, biological process: lipid metabolic process; phosphatidylinositol-mediated signaling. The record is from RefSeq and is a predicted model, not a curated record. The transcript has 22 exons. Lineage: Eukaryota; Metazoa; Chordata; Actinopteri; Labriformes; Labridae.